UCAGGAGCAGCCAGUGGCGUUGCCGCUUUAAGACUUUGAUCAGCCCCAGAGACGCCACAUCCGGGCACUGUCGGUCGGGCUCAGGGGAGGGGGAACCGGGUAGAGAGUCGGGGAGAGACACCGGCCGCUGCCACCCAGAGCAAGACCAGCGAGUGUGUUGAACUAUCAUGCACAAUUGUAUCAAAGGGGUGGUUCACCUUUAAGCUUAAAGAUGUUGAGCUUUUUUCGGCGCACGCUGGGUCGCCGUUCCAUGCGACGGCAUGCCGAGAAGGAACGACUACGGGAAGCCCAGAGGGCAACGACUCACAUUCCAGCAGCUGGAGAUACGAGGUCCAUAAUCACAUGCAGAGUGUCCCUGCUGGAUGGGAGCGACGUCAGUGUGGAUUUACCAAAGAAAGCCGAGGGCCAGGAGCUAUUUGAGCAGAUCAUGUACCAUCUGGAUCUGAUAGAGAAGGAUUACUUUGGGCUGCAGUUCAUGGAUUCAGCACAAGUGCCUCACUGGCUGGAUAACACUAAAAGUAUCAAGAAACAAGUAAAGAUUGGGCCACCCUACUGCCUGCAUUUGCGGGUGAAGUUCUACUCUUCAGAACCCAAUAAUCUUAGAGAGGAGCUGACCCGGUAUCUCUUUGUGCUGCAGCUGAAACAAGACAUUCUCAGUGGCAAACUGGAUUGCUCCUUUGAUACAGCCGUGCAGUUAGCAGCUUACUCUUUGCAAGGGGAGCUGGGAGACUAUGACCCUGCAGAACACACCCCAGACCUGGUGUCGGAGUUCCGCUUUAUACCCACCCAGUCGGAGGAAUUUGAGUUUGCAGUGCUUGGGAAGUGGAAGGAUUUCAGGGGGCAAACUCCAGCUGAGGCUGAGACCAACUACCUGAACAAAGCCAAGUGGCUGGAGAUGUAUGGGGUCGAUAUGCACAUGGUGAAGGCUCGUGAUGACAAUGACUAUCAGCUUGGCCUCACUCCAACCGGUGUCCUGGUAUUUGAAGGGGAAACAAAGAUUGGCUUGUUCUUCUGGCCCAAAAUCACACGACUGGAUUUCAAGAAGAGCAAGCUGACUUUGGUGGUAGUAGAAGAUGAUGAGCAGGGCAAGGAGCAGGAGCACACAUUUGUAUUUAAAAUGGAUCACCCUAAAGCAUGCAAGCACCUGUGGAAAUGCGCUGUGGAACACCAUGCUUUCUUCCGUCUUCGCUCCCCCACCCAUAAAACCUCCAGUCGCUCUGGGUUCAUACGCCUGGGAUCGCGAUUCAGAUACAGUGGCAAGACAGAAUACCAAACCACGAAGAGCAGUAAACCACGUAGAUCGUCCUCUUUUGAGCGCAGACCCAGCAAACGCUACUCCCGCCGGACACUACAGAUGAGAGGUCAAGCCCAGAGGCCAGAAUUUACACGAUUUCAGAGGGAUCAGCCUGGCCAGAACAAAGGAUCACAGCAGGCUUGGCCCUCCAACCCCAGUGUCCCGCCCUCGGGAUCUGCCCUAUUGGAGAUACAGAACCUCACCAGAAGCCCCGGAGCAGGACAGGGAGAUCGAUGUUUUGUUGGAUUAGCCAACAGCAAGGACUUGCUUGAGAGCAACCUGGAUGAUGUCAUGACUGUGUCUCAGGGCCCUGCCCCUCUGCCUGAUGCCAUCACCAUGACGUUCACCAAUCCAGACGAGACUGUGUUGGAACUGGGCAAUCUGGCUUCAGGUACAGAGGAUGUGACUGUGAAACGGAAUAACCUAGAAGCUGACGCUGUGACCACACACCCAAUCUGGGCCAACAUGAAUAUCAAUGUGAAUAACCAGGAGGAGACUGUGAAGCUGCCGGAAAAGUUGCUGAAUAACUCGGUAGAAAGUGCAGGGCCUCCCCCUGUUUGGCUCACAACAGACAUAAAGAGCAAUAUCUUAAAGGCACAGGUGGAGGCUGGACAUAAGCUCACAAGGGAAGACCUGGAACUGGACGACAAGAAUAAAACACCCGAAGAAUCAUCUGCCAGGAGCAUCACUGUGAAAGUUAAUAACAACCUUUCAACUCCAUUGAGCUGGGAAAUGCCUCUCUUCAGGGACUCCCAGGACCCUAAAGCCAAUUUCUUCAUCAAAAAUGUUCUGAGUGCUGAGAGAGAAUCAUCCAGAAGUGAAUUCCCAGAGAUUCCCCCAUUCAUUACCCCCCCAGAGGAGGUGGUCGACAUUAAGAGUCCCACCGAGGACCUGGACAACCUCAUUGCAUCCCUGACCGAAAAUCUUAUUGACCUCACUGAUGUCCCCCCGAAGGUCCCCUCUUACACGACAGUCACCCCCCGGUGGUUAGUACCACAGAGCUCCGCUGUGUCCAAUGGACUUCUGGGUGGUGAGAUGACAACAAGCAAUGACCCAGAGAGGCUUCCUGCUCUCACCGACUCACUGGACUUAACAGCGACUCCAACAGGCAGUGUGAGCACCGGGGAUCCUGGGGGGCUUCCAAAGCCGAAAUGCCUGCUGACCACGGAGCUGUGAGUCCCACAACAAGACCUUGGCACACACUGGAAAUCCAAUAAACCCUAGAAAGAGACCUCUGGACCCAUAGUCUGCUGCAAUGGCUGAUCCUGCUUGAAAGGAGGCCAAGAGGUUUCAUGUGCAAUGGGCAAGAGGAUCAAGGCACAGUUGUACUUUUUUUACACUGGAGUAUUUUUAUUACCAGAACCCUUCGCACAUUUCCAAAGAUCUUGUCACAUUCCACUGAAGAGUCUCAACUGCCUUAUAACCUUAACGAGUUACUGGCCAGGAAUAUAUUGGGCGUCACUUUAUGUAAUGUUUAACGUCUGCAGGCGGGGUGAGGAUUCCACUCUAUGGAACAUUCCAGCAAAUAGAUGGGUAAAUCCUUUACCUCUCCCAACAUGGCAAUAUGUCUUUAAUUCAGUGUCAGUUCUGCCCCUUUAUGUUUAUCAGAAAUAUUGCAGGUUGGGAUCAGGGCAAAGCCAACUUUUGAUGAAUUAGGACUGUCCAAGGAAUUCCCCUUCAGCCCCCCGGAUUGGCCUUUUACUAAAGCCAUUGGCUUUUAGUAAGUCCUGGGAAAUGUUGGGCAACACUGAUAUAAAGUGGUACUGUCCUCUUCAUCAUGCCCAACUAUUCCCAAUUCUCACCAUGCUGCCCUACUGCCUCCAUCUUGCCCAACUAUCUCCAUGUUGAUGUUUGGUUAAUAAUUGUUAUUGUGCACAGAGAGCCUUAUUUAUGUGACUAUUUGUACUGUGAGCAGAUGCCCUCAUACUGUUUCCUCUGUGGUAGUGCACACCGUGCCAUUACUGUGAAAUAAUACUUACUUGGUGCCACAGAGCAGAAGCUUUUGAACAAAAUGGGGUUGAUUUACCAACAUAAGUGCAAAACUAUACCAGUGCUGUUACCAAAGUAACCCAUCAGCUGUUUGCUUUCAUUUUUUUAACGUGUAGCUGAAUAAUCUUAACAAAUUGCCCCUUGUUUUUGGGUAUAGGUAACUGCACUGGCACAGUCUUCUGCCCUUAUUGCUAAAUCAGUCCCAGAUAUGGGAAUAAGCUGAUAUGACUGUGUUACACCAGAAACUCUGCAAGUCCUGUAUAAGUGGUGGCUGUGCUGUAAGACACCGGGUCCCUCCGUAUAUUCUCUAUAAAAGAGCACAGCAGUGACACAUAGUAGGGAUUUUCUUUUACGACCGACCACAUUACUGUUUGGUGACUGAAUUAAGCAGCUGCUCUGCUAGGGACUGCGCCUUCUCUUACCCUGUGUGUAACAUUUUUGCAAAAGUGAUUAGGGCAUUAAUUAAUUGGGGCUAUUCAGUUUACCUUUAUAUGGGUGAAAUGGGAUAAGUGUAGGUGGAUCUAUUAAAGGCAGCAGCGCUCACUUGGGUGAAAUAUUUGAUUUUCGUGAUGCUCAUUAAAGGGACGGUUCUGACAGUUUUUUUGCUGCAUUCACAAACAUCAGUAUAUCAUUGGCGGCUUUAUCACUUGCAGUACCACUUCCUGCCAGUUUUGGUGGAAGAUAGAAUAGCACCAAAAACAUAUCAUUUGCAUAUAGGGGCAGCAGAUCUAUCUAUCACUAAUAGAUUGAGCGAGGGGCUCAAAUGAGACCCAGGAAAGUACAAAUAUUGGGGUUUUGUUGAGCUUGAAUGACUUCCCCCUAAGUCCCCUCUAUAAA
Molecule: messenger RNA, 4120 nt
Organism: Xenopus laevis (African clawed frog)
Lineage: Eukaryota; Metazoa; Chordata; Amphibia; Anura; Pipidae
Gene: epb41l5.L
Product: erythrocyte membrane protein band 4.1 like 5 L homeolog
Exons: 27
Coding region: 212-2470 (752 amino acids)
Biological process (GO): actomyosin structure organization
Cellular component (GO): adherens junction; plasma membrane; photoreceptor inner segment
Molecular function (GO): cytoskeletal protein binding
Source: RefSeq, a predicted model, not a curated record